CAUUUGCCGUAUUAGCAAGCCGGUGAUCAGACUGCUGGAAUACCAGGAGGGAGCUGAGUAUUCCCCUGUUAGUACAUUCAAGGCCUGCGCACCUCCAUACAUAACGUUUUCAGAUAUCAGGGACGCAGCGCAUGCUACGGAGCCUGCAAUUCCUUGGCAGAGAGUGAAGGCUUAGUGAAAGGGUCAUCAGUCAAAAGCUGUAGCACUAUAUCAACCUCAGGUCUAAGGCACUUAGCAUGUCUGAGCAAACAAGGCAACAGACCCUGUAGCUGCAUAAGGUGACUUGGAAGUGUGGUAAAUUGCUGUUGACAUUGGCCAUAUUCAUCCUCCCACUGUCAUGACUUCAUCAGACACAGAAAUAGAUGUGGACACCACACCUGAGCGUGGCGUAGCUGAUUUAAGGGGCUAUUGGAGCAGGGCACAAGACGUGCCUAGUGGAGAAAUGGCUGAACAACCCAGGAAGACCAAACCAGGGAAGUUUACUCCUCCCACCUUCAGUAAGACCCUGGACUUGGAGAUCUCAGGAAUGGAGGGUCACCCGCUGGUGCUCGAGGUGAAUGUGAAGGGCACCCCCCUCCCACAGGUUCAGUGGUUCCGUGAGGGGGCACCCAUCCAGAACAACCCUGCUUUCACCGUGGACCAGACAGGUGAAGUGUGUACGCUGGUCAUUGCUGAGGCAUACCCUGAAGAUUCUGGAAACUACACAGCCACAGCAGCCAACUUCUACGGCAGCCAGUCCUGCCAGGCGAUCGUUACCGUGAAAGGUCAGACAGAGCCUAAUGGCAAAGAUGAUCCAGGGUACAUCCCACCCCCACCAGCCAGUAACGGACCUGCUGUACUGCCAGACACACCACUGCCACCUCCACCUGCCAAUGUCCAGCCAACCAGUGGCCUACUUGACGACCUGCCUCCCCCGCCCCCAGAGGAGGAGAGGAAGGGUCCUGAUGCUGCCGUGAGGAUGCAGCAGACUCGAGUGACAGAUGAGUACCACGACCGUUUGAGGAACCCUCCCCCUGUACAGCAGGAGGAGUUCAGAGUGUCUGGUUUUGAAGAGCGUCUGAUGAGGGAAAUAGAGCAUCGUCUGGAGAAAAGUGUAGAGGCAGAGGGCAUGUUUGAGAAUGUGCCACAAGCCCAGUGGCGUGCCCCCAUGUUUGGCAAGAGGGUUCAGAACUACAAGGUGUUGGAGGGAGGAACGGCCAGCUUCAGUUGUCGUGUGGUGGGACUGCCAACUCCCAAGAUAUACUGGUUUAAGGAUGGGCAGGAGAUCCCCCCUGACUCGCAAAAGUACUUGAUGCAGAGUGCCCCCGAUGGCACUUGUUACUUACACAUCCCUGGUGCCACCCUGCAUGAGGAGGGACAGUACACUGUCAUGGCAGUCAGCCCAGCUGGAAAGGCGAGUGCUACAGGUAUGCUGAAGGUGCAGGAGAAGAAGGCUGCAUAUGUGAAGCAGAGUACACCAGUGGCAAGGGCUGCACGGACCCAGGCUCGUGACAGGGAGGACUUGAGGGGUGUGGCAGAGAAAAACUACAGGCCAAACUUUGUACAGGUCCCCGAGGAGACCAAUGCCAAGGAGGGAGGGCUUGUUCGCAUGGACUGUAAGGUGACAGGCCUGCCGUCCCCUGACCUGGUGUGGUAUCGUGAGGGCAGCCCGCUCAGACAGGACAGCAACCACAAGAUGAUCGUGCGUGAGAACGGCGUGCACUCCCUGCUGAUCUCCCAGUGCAAGGCCAGCGAUGCAGGAGACUACACCUGUGUGGCCACCAACAAGGCAGGCCAGGCUGAGUUCACUGUCACCUUGAAUAUCCUGGUGGAGGCCCAGACUGUUGCUCCUACAUGGGUGCAGAAGCUGAAGAACACAACUGUGAAGGAGGGAGACCCUGUGAGGAUCUUCUGUACUGCAGCUGGAGACCCUGUUCCUUAUGCCAUCUGGAAGAAGGAUGGCAUCGGCCUGACAGAAAAGAGUGGCUACAGGCUUGGCACAGAUGGCCAGGGGACGUUCUUCCUAGAGGUUGACCAUGCCAGCAAGGCUGAUGCUACCUGGUACACCUGCUCUGCCCACAACCAGGCCGGCAGCAUCAUGUGUACAGGCAAAAUAGUUGUGCAGAGCCCCUGGGAGUCCCAGAAGCCACAACAAACAAAGAUCAAGACUCCAAAGAGAUACGCCAACCUGCCUGUGGACAUGCGAGCCUCUCACCAGACCAAGACUGCCAUGAUGAACGAGUCUGGGGAAGAUCUGUAAAAACAGACUGUCCACAGUCUACUCUCUAUACUGCUGGCUAACUGUAUGUCCUUACUACGUGUUGUAAACCCCCUAGCACUAGUCAUGAACAUUGCUAUAUCACAAAGCAAAUGUGUAAUUUCUAUAACCCAUGUAAUAUGCAAGAGAUAUUUUGAAAAUUUAGGUUAAAAUAGCAAGAGGCAAAAAGCUGUAGAAUCCUUACAAAACUUUCAUGUCAGAUGCUAGUUGACAUGGUAUUAAAACGAAACCAAGGCAGUAAGAUGGUACUAUUGGAAGGUACUAAAUAUUCAAUAGGUAUUUGCAGUUUUGUAUCAGAUGUAAUGUAACAGAUUAUCAGAAGUUGUCCAUGAUCUAGAUUUGUUCAUCAUUGUGGAAAUGAUCCCUUUCUAAAAUUAUUACUCUAGACGAUAUAAAAUACAA
This is a messenger RNA of Branchiostoma floridae (Florida lancelet), 2659 nucleotides long. Its product is annotated as palladin-like. Lineage: Eukaryota; Metazoa; Chordata; Leptocardii; Amphioxiformes; Branchiostomatidae. Gene Ontology annotation, biological process: homophilic cell-cell adhesion; dendrite self-avoidance; axon guidance. The record is from RefSeq and is a predicted model, not a curated record. The transcript is spliced from 19 exons. Gene Ontology annotation, cellular component: plasma membrane; axon. Gene Ontology annotation, molecular function: cell-cell adhesion mediator activity. The coding region runs from base 338 to 2239 and encodes 633 amino acids.